This is a messenger RNA of Rhagoletis zephyria (snowberry fruit fly), 1495 nucleotides long. RefSeq names its product zinc finger protein 830-like. The record is from RefSeq and is a predicted model, not a curated record. Gene Ontology annotation, biological process: mitotic DNA damage checkpoint signaling; nuclear DNA replication; mitotic DNA replication checkpoint signaling. Gene Ontology annotation, cellular component: nucleus; spliceosomal complex. Lineage: Eukaryota; Metazoa; Arthropoda; Insecta; Diptera; Tephritidae. Gene Ontology annotation, molecular function: nucleic acid binding; zinc ion binding.
CGAUGCAUCGAUGUUUUUCGGCAUCCCUAGAAACAACCCUGCGUUCAAAAGUGGUGAAUAAUUGGCUGCUGCUGUUUUUCUGUGAAAAUAGUUAUUUAUUAAAAUAUUUAUAGAGAACAAUAAAACCUAUCAGAGCAACCUAAAAUAAAAAUAAAAAUAGUGCAUCGCUAAAAACUCCCAACUAGUGAAAGCUAACUACCCCUAAUUACAGGUGGAUUACAAAAUUGGUUGAAGCCUUCAACUUGAAUGUUUAUUUACAUCGAUAAAAUCUAAAAAAAGAUAUUCGUCUUUUUCAGAAUGGGGCGACACACGGAGAGUCGUUUAAAAUUGGCAACAAAAACGAAAUUAGCCGAAGCGGAACACAAAGUCGAUUCAAAAUUGGCCAAAACACAUGCGAAUGGCCAUAUAGAGUGCAUUAUCUGCAAAGUCACACUGAAGUCGGCCACUUUAUGGAAGGUGCAUGUGAACUCAAAGCUGCACAAGGAGCGAAUUUCGCUGGUUAAACAAAUCAAGUCCACAUAUAAAGGCGGUCCUGGCCUGUCAGCUGAAGCUGCGCCAAAACCUGCAACUAAAAUUGCUCCAAAAAUAGAAGAGAAGCCGCCGCGUGUGUGCGCCGUAACAGAGAAACAAUUAACAAAGUCAGCGCCAGCACCAGCUGCUCUUGAAAAAUCAUCGCCAAAUAAAAUCGAUACUUUAUUGCCGGAAAAGUUUUUCGACGAUCCCGUCAAGGAUGCCAAAAUUCGCAACACAGAAUAUAAAGAUCCGCUUACAGACGAAUGGGAACGUUUUCAACGCGAAAUUAGAGAGGCCUCUUCGGUGUCUGUGGCCAUUAUUGCGGGAGAACAAAUUGAAUCUGCGUUUGAUAGAGAUAUCGACGAAAUCAAUGAUCAAAUGAUACAUUGGUCUAGAUUUAUGAAUCUUGAGGCGCGAAAGGGAACACUCAGAGGCACGAAAGAGCAGACAUCCGAAAAUCAUAGCUCCGAUGAGAACGAAAGUGACGACGAAGCAACAACUGAAUUUUCUGACUGGCGUUCCAAGUCAUUUCUUUAACCAAUUAUGAAGGAUAAACGUAUUUGAUUAUAGUAGUAAAUAUUUAUAAAAUAUUUGUUAUUUUUGUUUGUAUGCAUCCUAAAUUUUGGAAUAAAUUUGUGUUUAAGAUAUGCUGUAUACAUAAACAUUCGAAUUGACACAAUUUACUUGAAAAGUUAUCAGGUGAGGGUACGUAGCAAUUUAAGAAAUUAACAUUAAAAUCGGAUACUUAAUGGGAACAUAACAAAUUGGCUUAAGUGAUAACGAAGUUUUAGACCAGGCGGUUGAUUUUAGUGCGAUUUUUUCAAUUGAAUGCUGGAAAACGUAGUAAGAGCUGCCAAUUGGCACACAGUAGAAAAUAUCGGAAAAAUGAGUAUAUUUUUUAAAAUUUUUUAUUGAAAUAACUUUAAUUUUAUGAUCAUGAUAAGACAUGAUGCAACAAUACAAGGUGUUAUCGGUUGGCAAC